Acaulospora colombiana is the source of this 546-nucleotide messenger RNA. The record is from the annotation of a GenBank genome assembly. Lineage: Eukaryota; Fungi; Glomeromycota; Glomeromycetes; Diversisporales; Acaulosporaceae.
AUGGCACUGACCGAAAAAGAUGAAUCUAAUGUCCGAUGGUUGUUGAAUUCAUUUAACCCCGAACCACUGGAGUUUUAUCGAUAUAUGAAUCGUAAAACAAAACAUAUUGUUACGAGUGCAUAUCAUUGUGCACUUUCGGUAAUUUUAUCAGCAAAAAAUGUUAAUGAAGAAAAGAUAAAGGUAUUCAAGAACAUUCAACAAAAAUGGAAGGAUGGCGAUUUCAAAAAUGAUUGGAAUAAGUACAUUGCAGAAAGAUCAGCGUCAGAAUCUGUUAAAGCGAGUCACAGCGUUCAAAGAAGCUACAAUUGUGAAGUUGCUUCAUACUCAUUAAAACGACAGCACAGUGGUCCAUCAACACCCAAUAAGCCAGCUACUAAACCAAAACUAAAACAAUUGUACCCUCAGGUUUCAUUUACAAAAAGAGUAAAGAUUGCUCGUGAAGAACUUCAAAAUAAAAAAUCUGAAAGUGAAGACUUGGUUAAAAGACAAGAUAACCAUAAUAAUCAGAAUCUAGAAGAAUCCGAAAGCAAAGCCCAGUUGAGUUGA